UUACAGCUGAUUAUCGCGACAUCCGCUGCCUCCAUCAUCAAUACAACACCGACUGCGACUAUUAUCGGGAAAAAAAAACAUCCACUGACAACAUUGCAUUAUCCUUCAGAACCGACCGGAACGGGGCCAAGGCUAUUUUUAACGAACAAACGGCUGUUACGAUCAUCGUGUCUCGAAACCAACAGUGGUGCUGAAAACAUGUGUGUGCCUCCAGUACCUCCUUUAGCCCUUGAUGACCCACACUGCUUCCCAGUGUGUGAGGCUGAGUGACUCUCUGUCCCCUCUAACCCCUCACCCCUGACCCCCCAUCAUGGGCAGUGUGGGUAGUGGAGUGGCAGGGGAGCAGGAGUUUGCCAUGAAGUCCGUGGGCACUAGGACCACCCUGCCUCGCGCUCCGCCCCUGUCUCGCCGUUGCCCCGCCGACCGUAGCUGCAGCGCCGAACGACUCCCCCCACUCCCAGCGACAGCCUCCGAGGGAACCGCGCCUAGUGAAGAACGAGAAAGUAUUAGUAUUGGGACCGUAACUGGGAAAGACCGGCCCCCGGACUCUGACACAGACCGUACGGCUACAACUGCAUCCAACUGUGACCGGGGGGAUACAGGGGUGGGAUACGGAAAUGGAGUAGGAAGGAGGGAGAGUGGAGAGAGGGAGAGUGGAGGGAGGGAAAGGGAGAGUAGAGAGAAGGAUAGGGAGAGUAGAGAGUGGGAGAAAGAGAGGAAGAGAGAAAGGGAGUGGGAGAGGGAAAGAGAAAAGGAGAAGGCAGAAAGAGAUAGAGACAGGGUAGAGAGGGAGAGGGAUAGAGAGCGGGAGAGAGAGAGGGUAGAGAGGACGAGAGAGAGGGUUGAGAGAGCGAGGGAAAGAGAGCCACGAGGAGGGGUUGUGAGUCUGGAUGUAUGCAGUAACUUGGUGGGACUGGGGGGAAAUGAUAUUGGUACUGGGAUGACCCCCCACCAACAAAGAGACACUGGAGGGACCAAAACAGACCAUCACAACAACCCUCGAAACCACAACCCACCCAAAAUCCUGCCUGUCUCUGGCAAACUAGAGCAGAACAACUCCGGGCUGGUUCGUCCUUCUGCCUUCAAACCAGUGGUUCCCAAAAGCUUUCAUUCCAUGCAGAACCUCGUAGGCCAAACCAGUAGUGGUGAGGGUAGGGGUGCGGGGGGGCGUAGAGAAGGAGGAGCAGGGGGAGGAGAACCAGGGGCAGUUCCAGAGGCCCUCCUUCUAGACCAGGACAGCCCAGGAAGAGGCAGCUUCCGGUCAGAGGGAGCAGGAGGGGGUGAGGGUAAAGGAGGGGUCCAGGGGGGGAUGUCAGAUUCGGGGAGAAACUCCUUGACCAGCCUGCCCACCUACACAGGCUCUGGGUCGGGCUAUGUGCCCCCAGCGGCCCUGGGUACUCUUAGUGCUUCUACCAGCCAUAUCAACAGACUGGGGACCACAGGUGGAGCUGCAGUGGCUCAGGACAAGCUGGAGAAACCAGGCUACCAGAAUGGGCUGAGUACCUCGGACAGUGGCCACUCCUCUUCAGGAAAGAGCUCCUCAUCCUAUCAGAGGCUGAGCCACCUGGGGGACACCCCAGCACCCCUUCGCCCCUCGCCUUCCUCUGAUGACGUCAUCCAAGACCUGGAGGACCGGCUCUGGGAGAAGGAACAAGAGGUGCAGCACAUGCAUCGUAACUUGGACCAGAGCGAGGCAGCCAUCGUCCAGGUUUUUGAGGAGAAGCAGCGCGUGUGGGAGAGACAGAUGGAAGAGCUGAGACAGAACUAUGCCUCCCGCCUGCAGCAGGUGACGCGCCGCGCCCAGCGCUCCCAGAAUGCCCUGCAGGCCCAGAUCACCCGUCUGUCGCAGGACAAGCGGCGCCUGCAGGAGGAGAUGCCUGCCUUGCUGGCCCAGAGAGAAGAGCUGGAGAGGAAGUGUUUGGACUUCAGGAAGGAACAGGCCGACAUACUGCCACGCCUGGAGGAGACCAAGUGGGAGGUAUGUCAGAAAGCGGGGGAGAUCUCCCUGCUGAAGCAGCAGCUGAGGGAGAGCCAGGUGGAGGUGACCCAGCGGGCGGGAGAGAUGGUGGCCCUCAGGGGUCAGCUGAAAGAGGCCAACGCUCAGCUGAGAGACCGGGAGGAGGUCAUGCUGGGCCUCAAGGACUCCUACACCAACAAGAGCCUGGAGCUGGAGCGCUGCCAGGGAGAGCUAAGAAGGACGCUGACUGAGGUGUCUAUCCUGAGGGAGAAGCUGGGUGUGUUUGAGGCGGAGGUUCUGGGUCUUAAACGAACUCUGGGGGAGCUGGGCGGAGCGGUUGAUCCUGCCAUAACCCAAACCCUAGCAGCAGGAAGGCUACUCCCCCCCUGGGGGGCUCUCUACUGCCUCCGCACCCCCACUGAGCCCUCAUCCACCCCCCUUACCCACACCUCAGAUGCCCUGCUCAGCUUUCAGAGUGAUGAGGCAAAAGCCCAGAGGCAAGAGACACAGAGACAGGAGAGGCAGCAGCGUGAAGAGGCCCAGUGGUGUGACAUGCAGCCACGCCAGGAGGCCCAUCUCCAUCAGGAAUCCCAACUGCGUAAGGAAGCUCAACUUCGUCAGGAAGCCUACUUGCGUCAGGAGGCCCAGCAGCAGCAGCGCCAGGAGGCCCAGUGGGAGGAGUCAGGGAACCUGCGUGAGCAGCUGGAACAGCUCCAGGGGGCCUUACGUCUAGAACGUCAGCAGAGAGAGAUCCAGGCCCAAAGUUUUGACCAGGAGCGGCACACCUGGAUUGACGAGAAGGAGCGUGUGCUGAAAUACCAGGCGCAGCUUCAGGUCAGCUAUGUGGAGACUCUACAGAAAAACCAGGCUCUAGAGCAACAGGUGGGACAGCUGGGGACCAAACUUACCCCCUCCCCCUCAUCUUCCAUCUCCCCUCCCCCACCACCAGCACUGUCAACCCUCCCUCCCCUGCCCUCAGUCCCUCUCCCAGCCCCCAUUGCACUCACCCUCUCACCCCCGCACUGUGAGGACCAGAAAGGCCCCCUUCCCUCCUCCAGCUGCCCCCACCCUGGGCAGGUCCCUCACGCCUGGAGAGGAUAGAGUCCACUGAGAUUUAGAGAGGCUCCAUUCCACUGAAUAUCAACUUGAUUACAAACAACAAAAGACAUAUUAAGCUACAAAACAGAACUGCAACGCAAACUGUACCAUUGAAUAUUGUACAGUUAAAACAACCAAUGCAAACUGAACAGCAGAGAACAAUACAAUAGAGUUUAGACUAUGAACACAAACUAUAAUUGAUUACAAUACAGUAUUAAAGAAAACAACAGAAAAACUAAAUCAACGGCUACAUUAUAGAAUGCAAUAUAAACUACAUUACAAGCAAAGUACACUAUAUCUGAAUAUUAAAACUAAACUACUCAAUCCUGUCAAUGAUAGAGUAUCCAUUGCUUACCAGGCAGUCUUGGUGGGAAGCAGUGACAUUCAAAUGGAAGCAAGAUUGGCACCAAAAGUUCCAAGAUGAUAACAUUCUAGUUUGAAUGCAAAUAAUCAUGUUAUUGUUCUGGAAGGCUUGGUACCAACCUGGGGGGUAGAUUGCCAAACUGCAUGUCUAUGAUAAUGGGACAUGAAGUCGGGGAAACCAGAAUCAUAUUAUAGAGGAUAAUCAGGGGCGAUGUUUUGCAGAAUGUGCUUGUCUUUUCCAUUUCUGGGACGAUGUUUCUCUCAGAAGGUGUGUGAGAGGAUUGUGAUGAGAAAGUGGAUGUGUCGGAAAGUGAAAAUUGGGGAUGAAAAAUCAAAAGUGUUUUUUAAUAGGAGGAAAUUAGGAGAAUAGUAGUAUAGUUGAUUGGUAGUUGUUUGGUUGGUUCCAUUUCAGCUCAUUUCCUGAAGUGGCUUGAGAUUAAAUUUAGUCGAACUCUGAAUGAUUCUUAAUGUAGAUUCAGGGAUAUUGGAGAACCUCCCACUAGGCACAGAUGUCAUUUCAACGUCUCUUCGACAUUGGUUCUUCGUCAUUUCAUUGAAAUGAUGUGGAAACAACAUUGAUUAGACCAGUAUGUGCCCAGUGGGCUGGCUCUCUGGCACUACAAACUGUCCGUGGUGACUAAAGAUGAACACAAGGGGUCAGCAUUGAGCUGUGUCAGAGCUCCCCACCAGCAGAGAAAAUUACUUGAAAAUUACUGUUUAUUCCGGGGUCUGCGAAAGAGACACGGAAACACACUGGCUUUACUCGGAUAGUGUCAUUAUUUAUACUUUCAGAUCAUGCUUUUAUGACCAAGAGUGGGAGGAGAGGAGAAGACCAAGUGACAAGAGUGAGCAGAAAGAAUGAGGUGAAAAAAGUGAGGACGGAGCUGAAACUGCCUUCAUAUGUGAAAAUAGGAGGCAAGUGAGAGUACAAUAGUGAAAGAAUGAGAGGCUUGGUCCAGAGAAAGACUGAAUUAACUUUCACCAGCCCUUUCAAAUCGGCAAGGGUGCAAGUUUUCAAAAUGGGAUGCAUCCCAAAGGAAGACAUUGCCUUCCCGAGGUAGAGUUCAGACUUACUGCACUUUGUCCUAUUGAGGAGAUCAGACCGGAAGUAGACUCGAUUAGAUGUGAAUAGUAUGGCUUUUAUGUGUUCAAGUUUAUUCCAGCAUACCAAGACACUGCGUGUGAAUAUUUAAAGAGAUCAAAUUAUUACUAUUACAAUUGUUAUUAUUAUUCUUGUGAAUCGGACAAGUAUUAUAAGCUUUUCUUGAAUGUUUCUUAACUGUAUAUGAAUGCUAGUUUAGAUCUACUACAUGGUUCAACCAUAUUGUAAGAAUAUGUCAAACAUCAACUACUAACAAUAUCAACUAUAUCCAAAGCCAUUGUUAGUUUCUUUUUUCUUGUUGGUGAUGUCAACGUAAUUACUGUAUUGUUUUAGAGAGGAAAUUGCCACCAAUGUUUUUGUACUUAUUUUAACGGUUUGAAUUUAUGUUACUGCAAUGGCUUGAUGAAGAUCACUCCUGGGUCAAAUCAAACGGAAUCAAUAAAGAUGCAAGUAAACAAACAUGACUUCAUUUCCAAUAAGGUGAUUAUACACAGUGUACAAAACAUUAGGAACACCUUCCUAAUAUUAGGUUACACCCUCUUUGCCCUCAGAACAGCCUCAAUUCGUCGGGGCAUGGCCUGACUCUACAAGGUGUCGAAAGCGUUCCACAGGGAUGCUGGCCCAUGUUGACUCCAAUGCUUCCAACAGUUGUGUCAAGUUGGCUGGAUGUCCUUUGAGUGGUGGACCAACAGUGGUGUCAAGUUGGCUGGACGGUGGACCAUUCUAGAUACACAAGGGAAUGUGAAAAACCCAGCAGCGUUGCAGUUCUUGACACGUUCAAACCGGUGCACCUGGCACCGACUACAAUAUGAUCUUGUUGCCAUCUGAUGCACAUUCAGAUGUCAUAAAACAGCACUGCAGAGCUCUACCUGUCCUCUGCCGUGCCCUGAUUGUAUUACCGUUGAUGAAAUCUGAAAAUGUGCAUGUACACCCUGGCCCAUCUACUGUUGCUAGCCCAAAUUCUGACUUGUGCUCUGAUAUCUGGUUCACUGAUUUCUGCUCUCAUAAAAGCCUGGGUUUUCUGCACACGAACACUAGAAGCUUAUUACCUAAAAUGGAUCAAUUGGGUUCACAGCUCCAAUCCAGAUGUGUUGGUCAUUGCUGAGACGUGGUUAAGAAAGAGUGUUUUGAAUACUGAUGUUAACCUUUCUGGUUAUAACCUUUCUCGGCAAAACAGAUCAUCCAAAGGUUGGGGAGUGGCAAUCUUUACCAAGGAUCACCUUCAGUGCUCGGUUGUCCCCACCAAGUCUGUCCCCAAACUAUUUGAUUUGCUGGUUUUAAGCAUUAAACUUUCAAAUAACUCUUUGUUGACUGUUGCUGGGUGCUAUAUUCCUCCAUCAGCACCGGCCUGUACCCUACCUGUACCCUACCUGUACCCUACCUGCCCUAAGCUCUCUCCAGGCCCCUUACACUAAGUCUGAAUUUGUCCUGCUAGGUUACCUAAACUGUUACAUGCUUAAACCACCUGUUCUAAAGCAAUGGGACUCCCUAAAUCUUUCUCAGAUUAUCACCAAUCCCACAAGGUAUGACUCCAAACACCCAGAAAAAGCUACUCUCCUCGAUGUUAUCCUCACAAAUAAUCCUGAUAGGUAUCAGUCUGGUGUUUUCUGUAAUGACCUCAGUGAUCACUGUUUUACAGUCUGUGUUUGUAAUAGCUGCGCAGUGAAACGACCUGUCCUGAUUUGUCAUAGACGCUUGCUAAAAAACUUUAAUGAGCAAGCCUUCCUUCUUGACCUGGCCUCUGUAAAAUAGUAUAGAAUCAGCUUGAUCCCCUCUGUCGAAGACACUUGGACCUUCUUUUUCUAUAUUUUCAGUUGUAUUGUUAACAAACACGCCCUCAUAAAGAAAAGGAGAAUUAAAAGCAGGUUCAACCCCUGGUUCGAUCGUGAUCUUGCAGAGUUACUCCACCUCAAGAAUUGCAUUUGGCGAAAGGCUCGGCACACGCAUAUUCAAGCUGACUUGCUAUCGUUCAGGCAAAUGAAAAAUAAGUGCACUCAGGCUAUCCGGAAUGCCAAAGUAAGUUACUUUAAGGAGCAGUUCGCUCUCUGUGGGUCUAACCCUAAGAAGUUCUGGAAAACGGUUAAAGACCUGGAGAAUAAACCCUCCUCCUCACAGCUGCCCAUGUCCCUUAAUGUUGAUGAUGUGGUUAUUACUGACAAGAAGAACAUGGCUGAGCUCUUUAAUCACCAUUUCAUUAAGUCAGGAUUUCUAUUUGACUCAGCCAUUCCUCCUUGCCCGUCCAACAUUUCCUCAUCUCCCACCCCUUCUAAUGCGACUAUCCCCGAUGCUAUUCCAUAAUUUCCCCUGCCCCGCAACAAGGUUUCUCCCUGCAGUCACUGAGUCCGAGGUGCUAAAGGAGCUCCUUAAACUUGACCCCCCCAAAAAAAUCUGGGUCAGAUGGUUUAGACCCUUUCUUCUUUAAGGUUGCUGCCCCUAUCAUCGCCAAGCCUAUCUCCAACCUUUUUAACCUGUCUCUCCUUUCUGGGGAGGUUCCCAUUGCUUGGAAGGAAGCCACAGUUCAUUCUUUAUUAAAAGGGGGAGGUCAAGCUGAUCCUAACUGUUAUAGGCCUAUUUCUAUGUUGCCCUGUUUAUCAAAAGUGUUGGAAAAACAGUCAAUAAUCAACUGACUGGCUUUCUUGAUGUCUAUAGUAUUCUCUCGGGUAUGCAAUCUGGUUUCCACUCAGGUUAUGGAUGUGUCACUGCAACCUUAAAGGUCCUGAAUGAUGUCACCAUUGCCCUUGAUUCUAAGCAAUAUUGUGCCGCUAUUUAUAUUGACUUGGCCAAAGCUUUUGAUACGGUAGAUCAUUCCAUUCUUGUGGGUCGGCUAAGGGGUAUUGGUGUCUCUGAGGGGUCUUUGGCCUGGUUUACUAACUACCUCUCUCAAAGAGUGCAGUGUUUAACUGUGGCUGCCUCAGCCACUGCCUGUCACCAAGGGAGUACCCCAAGGCUCAAUCCUAGGCCCCACACUAUUCACAAUUUACAUCAACAACAUAGCUCAGGCAGUAGGAAGCUCUCUCAUCCAUUUAUAUGCAGAUGAUACAGUCUUGUACUCAGCUUGCCCCUCCCCAGAUUUUGUGUUAAAUGCUCUUCAACAAAGAUUUCUUAGUGUCCAACAAGCUAUCUCUACCCUUAACCUUGUUCUGAAUGCCCCUCUUCCCACAGGUGUUAUUACUACCUCUGAUGGUUUAGAGCUUGAGGUAGUCACCUCAUACAAGUACUUGGGAGUAUGGCUAGAUGGUGCACUGUCCUUCUCUCAGCACAUAUCAAAGAUACAGGCUAAAGUUAAAUCUAGUCUUGGUUUCCUCUAUUGUAAUCGCUCCUCUUUCACCCCAGCUGUCAAACUAACCCUGAUUCAGAUGACCAUCCUACCCAUGAUAGAUUACGGAGACAUAAUUUAUACAUCGGCUGGUAAGGGUGCUCUCGAGCGGCUAAUGUUCUUUACCAUUCGGCCAUCAGAUUUGCCACCAAUGCUCCUUAUAGGACACAUCACUGCACUCUAUACUCCUCUGUAAACUGGUCAUCUCUGUAUACCCGUCGCAAGACCCACUGGUUGAUGCCUAUUUAUAAAAUCCUCUUCGGACUCACUCUCCACUAUCUGAGAUAUCUACUGCAGCCCACAUCCUACACAUACAACACCUGUUCUGCCAGUCACAUUGUGUUAAAGGUCCCCAAAGCACACAUAUCCCUGGGUCACUCCUCUUUUCAGUUCGCUGCAGCUAGCGACUGGAAGGUGCUGCAACAAACACUCAAACUGGACAGUUUUAUUUCAAUUUCUUCAUUCAAAGACUCAAUCAUGGACACUCUUACUGACAGUUGUGGCUGCUUUGUGUGAUGUAUUGUUGUCUCUACCUUCUUGAACUGUGUGCUGUUGUCUGUGCCCAAUAAUGUUUGUACCAUGAUUUGUGCUGCAACCAUGUUGUCGCUACCAUGUUUCUGUCAUGUUGUGUUGCUACCAUGCUGUUGUCAUUGUCACGCCUUGGUCUUAGUAUUUUGUGUUUUCUUUAUUAUUUGGUCAGGCCAGGGUGUGACAUGGGUUUAUGUUGUUGUAUGUCGUAUUGGGGUUUUGUAUUAUUGGGAUUGCGGUUGAGUAGGGGUGUUGUAUAGGCUUGGCUGCCUGAGGCGGUUCUCAAUCAGAGUCAGGUGAUUCUCGUUGUCUCUGAUUGGGAACCGUAUUUAGGUAGCCGGGGUUUCGCUGUGUAUUUCGUGGGUGAUUGUUCCUGUCUCUGUGUAGUUUCACCAGAUAGGCUGUAAUUAGGUUUCACGUUCCGUUUGUUGUUUUGUAUUUUGUAUCGUUAUUUCAUGUGUCAUUUUUUCUAUUAAAGUCAUGAGUAACCACUA
This is a messenger RNA of Oncorhynchus keta (chum salmon), 8858 nucleotides long. RefSeq names its product leucine zipper putative tumor suppressor 3-like. The record is from RefSeq and is a predicted model, not a curated record. Lineage: Eukaryota; Metazoa; Chordata; Actinopteri; Salmoniformes; Salmonidae. Gene Ontology annotation, biological process: regulation of dendritic spine morphogenesis. The transcript has 8 exons. Gene Ontology annotation, cellular component: dendritic spine. Bases 311 to 3058 code for a protein of 915 amino acids.